Punica granatum (pomegranate) is the source of this 2410-nucleotide messenger RNA. The record is from RefSeq and is a predicted model, not a curated record. NCBI's taxonomy places the organism in Eukaryota, Viridiplantae, Streptophyta, Magnoliopsida, Myrtales, Lythraceae.
AUGCAGGUCUACAUCGUGUACAUGGGCCACCUUCCGGAGGACGGGAUGUAUUCACCGGCUUCUGCACACUCCAGUAUAUUGCAGGAAGCGAUUGGAGAGGGCGCCGUUUCCGAUUCCCUUAUCCGAAGUUACAAGAGGAGUUUCAACGGUUUUGCGGCGAGGCUCACAGAAAGUGAGGCCAAGAGAAUAGCCAGCAGAGACGACAUAAUUUCGGUAUUCCCCAGUGGGACUUUCCACCUCCACACGACGGGAUCGUGGGACUUCCUGGGCUUGCAUGAGACUGCAAAGCGAAACCCUUCAAUCGAGAGUGAUAUAAUCAUUGGAGUCCUCGACAGUGGUGUCUGGCCGGAGUCGGAAUCAUUCAGCGACAAAGGUUUUGGUUCUCCUCCCAAGAAGUGGAAGGGUACCUGCCAAGAAGGCGCCAACUUCACCUGCAACAACAAGCUCAUCGGAGCACGAUUCUACACUGAUGACUCGCCUUCUGCAAGGGACUCUUUUGGCCACGGGACGCACACAGCGUCGACAGCAGCUGGUAACUCUGUGAAUGGCGUGAGCUUUUUUGGAUUAGGGAAUGGGACCGCGAGAGGCGGCGUCCCAUCUGCGAGGAUCGCUGUGUACAAGGUGUGCAAUGGCAAAGGAGACUGUGAGAAUGCCAACAUCCUGGCUGGCUUCGAUGAUGCCAUCGCAGAUGGAGUUGACAUCAUCACGGUGUCACUUGGUGGUAAAGGGGCGCAGAGCUUUGACACCGACCCUGUCGCAAUUGGAGGCUUUCACGCAAUGGAGAGAGGGAUCCUCAAGACACAGUCAGCAGGGAACGAUGGGCCAUUUGAGGGAACAGUCUCUAGUGUGGCCCCAUGGCUCUUCACUGUGGCAGCAAGCAGCACAAAUCGAGGGUUCGAGACCACUCUUGAGGACGGGUUUACUUGGCUGACUGUACGUAUAUCGGCUAGAAAACAGUGCUCUCUAAUUAUUCAGUUUUUUUCCCCACUUGGCUGGAAUUCAUGUGGAAAUACCAUAAAUGCGUUUCCAUCUAUGAGCACGAGUGUCCCGAUUGUACAUGGUUUCCAGGUGAAGCUUUCUGCUUGCACGGACGACCUGGCCAGGCAGUGCAACCCCACUUGUUUGGACAGCAAGAAAGUGACUGGAAAAAUUGUGCUCUGUGACACGGAGCUUCCCGAGAAUAUCGAGGAGGCUGCCAGUAAAGGAGCUGCAGGGGUGAUUGCGCAGUGCAACAGCCUGACCCCCUUCCCUGAACCUUUCGUCUCUCCAAUUCCAGGGCUGUGUUUUGUACAGGAUAUCUACGAUUCUUAUGUUGCGCACUUCAACGUUUCAAAAAACCUCACAGGACGGAUACUGAAAUCUAAGGACGUUGAAAACACCAAUCCAUAUCCUAUGGUUGCUUCCUUCUCAUCGCGGGGCCCGAAUAAUAUGGUCGCAGACAUCAUGAAGCCCGACAUAAGUGCCCCGGGGGUGAAUAUCUUGGCUGCCUUUUUGCCUCUCAGCUCACCUUCUUCUUCCCCAUCAGACAAGAGGAGUGUGAAUUAUAAUUUCCUGUCAGGGACCUCCAUGGCUGCCCCUCAUGUUGCUGGUGCAGCAGCAUACAUUAAGUCAUUUCAUCCCGAUUGGUCUCCUUCCGCCAUAAAAUCGGCUAUUAUGACUACCGCUACUGAGAUAUAUCCCCUUUCCGAUCCCAAAGGUCUUGGUUCAGGCCACAUUAAUCCAGUAGGCGCUGUGGAUCCAGGUCUCGUGUAUGAAAUUGAGAAACAGGACUAUCUCAGCUUCCUCUGCAACCUACAGUACAACUUAGGGAGAAUUUCGUCGAAUCGAACCGCCAGUUGUCCCGAAGGAUCGAAGGAAAUGUCGCCAGCGAAGCUCAACUACCCUGCGGUCAUCUUCAGAGUGCCAAACAAGAAGUCUUUUCUUGUAGCCUUGAACAGGACCGUGACGAAUGUGGGUCCCCCGAACUCUAUCUACAAAGUAUUGGUUCCGCAGAUCGACCCACAAUUAGGUGUGAGAAUCGAUGUAUUCCCGCAGGCCCUCCGCUUCAAAUCCAUAGGCGAGAAGCAGACUUUCACGGUCGUAGCUUCAGGAAAACAAGAGAUAAAUGGGGCUGUCGUUCGCACUUCGAUCUUAUGGGCAGAUGGACAGCGCAAGGUGAAAACACCGAUCACCAUAUAUGCGGCGCCACAGUAGCAAUUAUAGCAUCGUCUUCUUAGCGAUUAAAUGUAGGAGAUCUCUAGUAGAUAACAAUAAGCGAAGUAAAGCAUGCAACGAAUAACAUGUGUUCUCAUGCCAUGCCGAAAACAUCUCCCUGUAUUUUGGAGUUGAUCAUUUGUUACAUAUAUUCCUUCAUGAUCGGAUCCCAAAUCAUAUCUCUUGGCAUGGCAAUGCAAUUAAUACUGUCGAUCAU